Saccharomyces paradoxus is the source of this 1371-nucleotide messenger RNA. RefSeq lists its product as uncharacterized. The record is from RefSeq and is a predicted model, not a curated record. NCBI's taxonomy places the organism in Eukaryota, Fungi, Ascomycota, Saccharomycetes, Saccharomycetales, Saccharomycetaceae. The coding region runs from base 1 to 1371 and encodes 456 amino acids. The transcript has a single exon.
AUGUCAGAAAAGGCUUCUGAAGAAAGACCUAUACGGCUGGCCGUUCUGGGAGGUUCUUCUACAGGAAAGACCUCCCUGGUAUCUAGGCUUACUGUUAAUAUUGUCCACGAGGUUCACUAUCCGACAAGAAACCAAACUAACUGGCUUUUCGACUUUGUUCCCUCAUCGAUCUUGGCCAGGGCUAUAUUGGACGAACAAGCUCACGAAAGACUUUGCCUUCGUUCUCCAAGCAGUCAAACUUUAGAGCCUAUUUUUCCAUCACCUGAGGUUUCUAAGAAUGUACUACUGUCACCAUUGGUAUUUCAGGCUUCCACUGAUAAUUUCCAAUCAGUGAGAUCACACAACAAAAGCCACUCCAGGAGAUCCCUAUCUCUAGAUAAAUCUGAUUCUCCGCUGUAUCAAACUUUUUCCGAUGAAUUUCACGUCAAAGAUGUUCCUAAGAACAAGGCAGAUAAGCUUGACGUUAUCAAUCACUUUAAACUGCCCCUGAACUACAUUCCUCCCACGUACGCACCAAUCCAGAUUGAUAUUAUUGAUACCCCCGGUUUUAGUCCUGAUAAUGUAGUGCCGUUCUUAGAGGUUUCUCUCUUCCGAAAUUUAGGAAGAUCUAUCCUACAUGGAUUAGCAGAUGAGCCAAGACGGCCUGUAUCCACUACUUCACUAUUGGUUGCCUCUGGCGCUUCUGAGUUAAACGGUAAAGUUGACGGCUACAUAUUGGUGUAUAGUGCGGUCCCCGAAUUAAAUCAUAUUGGAGGUCCUCCGGAAUAUGGGGACGAUGUAUCAAGCACAGAUACGGAUGAAGUCAGUGAUGGUGGGUUUCAGCUAUUAAAAGUAAUCAGAAACUGCAUUUUAGAUGCUUGGACUGAAUUUCGAAAUUACGAAAAAAGGUGGGAGGAAGGUAAAGAGGAUGAUAUUUACUCAUUGGUUUACAGUUUGAGACAUCUAUGGAGCAAAAAUAGCAAAGAGAAAAGCGCCAGAAUAGAACAAUUGAGAUCCUAUAAUACCAAAUUAAAAUCUAUUGAAUUAGACCCCUCAUCCCCUGAUUCACCACCACCAUGCAUUAUCGUAUGUUCUCAUGUUAAUCAUGAAUUAGCAAGUCCGAUGUUAAUUGAAAUGGGAAGGCAACUAGCGACAAAUUGGAAAUACGGAUUUGUUGGUAUAGACAGCAUGAAUGAUCUAAAUGUUGAUGUGGCUGUUAGUUUGCUAAUCAAGGAAAUAUCAGAAAAGAUGAAGCUAUUAGUUUCUAGUUUCAAUGGAAGUAGUAACAGUGGUAAUUCAGCUUCAAUUUACAACUCUCAUUUAGUGAAUGAUAAGAAGAAAAACAACAACACAGGUUUAAACACCAAUAUGAUAAAGAAAAUUAUCAAAUAA